This is a messenger RNA of Chanos chanos (milkfish), 892 nucleotides long. It is a transcript of the gene arl11, whose product is annotated as ADP-ribosylation factor-like 11. The record is from RefSeq and is a predicted model, not a curated record. Lineage: Eukaryota; Metazoa; Chordata; Actinopteri; Gonorynchiformes; Chanidae. Gene Ontology annotation, molecular function: GTPase activity; GTP binding. The transcript has a single exon. Bases 154 to 684 code for a protein of 176 amino acids.
AACAGAGGAAGCACGAAAAGGGGAAAGGGACUAAAAGGAGCUUUACCUGUUAAUGCAAAUAAGAUACUGUUAACAGCGCUAUUCGGCUUUUACGGAGGGGGAAAGACCGUCACUUCUCACCGUUUCACCAAGGCAGUUCGGGGGAAACACGAGAUGGGGCUCGCUUUGCCCAGAUAUUUCCACAAGAGUACUCACGUGGUUCUGAUGGGACUCGACUCAGCCGGAAAGUCAACCUUACUGUUCAGGCUACAGCAAGGUGUUGUCAUGGAGACCUCACCCACCGUUGGCUUCAACGUGGCCACCGUGGAACUGGAUAAGAAGACGUCGCUGACGGUGUGGGAUGUUGGCGGGCAGGGGAUUAUGAGGGCCAACUGGAGAUAUUACUUGGAAGGAUGCAAGGCACUGGUGUUUGUCGUCGACAGCAGCGACCAGACCCGCAUGGGGGAGGCAAAAAAAGCCCUGAAAAAGGUCUUAAGCGAUGAAAACAUGCGGGGCGUCCCUCUUAUGGUGCUGGCUAACAAGAAGGACCUGCCAAACUCCAUGACGAUCCGACAGGUGUCUGAUCAGUUGGACCUGCCCAGUUACAAGGACAGAGAAUGGGAGAUUCAGGCAUGCAGUGCCCUCCAAGGCCUCGGACUCCAACAAGCCUUUCUCUCUGUGGCCAAACUAAUCAAGAAAAGCUGAAAAACUGGGCUUAGAAAUGAUGAUUACAGCAAAAUAUUUAUUACUUAAGGCUAUUACCUUAGAACAGAGAUGACUCAUCUGGAUUUAAAGUCAUUUAGUAUAUUGAAUCACAAAGUCAACUGUAGAAAGCAAGUGCACUGACUUGAAAAGGGUGAGACGUUUUUUUCCCCCCAUUUGUUAAACGAUUGAAAUACUCUAACUGUAAAUG